This is a messenger RNA of Nerophis lumbriciformis (worm pipefish), 525 nucleotides long. Lineage: Eukaryota; Metazoa; Chordata; Actinopteri; Syngnathiformes; Syngnathidae. The record is from RefSeq and is a predicted model, not a curated record.
AUGAAGCUCUCUCAAGUCAACUCGCUUCCCUACGAGGACUUUGUGAACAUUUUCGGCAACGUGGUCGAGAAGUGCCCUUUCGUGGCGGCUGCCGUGUGGUCCCAACUUCCCUUUGCCGAUGUCGACGCUUUCGAGAGGGCCAUUUGUGACUUCAUUGAUUCUAUGCCUGAUUUGGGUAAAGAAGGAAUCCUCAGGUGCCAUCCGGAUCUGGCGGGACGGGACCUCGAGACGGGCGCUUUGACUCAAGAAUCCAGGAGCGAACAGGCGACGGUGGCGCUGGACGCACUGAGCUCAGACGAGUCCUGCACAAUGUUCUGCUUAAAUGAAGAGUACAAGGAGCGCUUCAGCUUUCCCUUCGUCAUCUGCGCCCGCAUGAACGACAAGGCCAGCAUUUUUCAGGAGAUGCGCACUCGCAUGACAAACGGCUGCGUGACGGAGAGGGAACGCGGGAUUGAGGAGGUCAAAAAAAUAUCCUGUCUGCGUCUUCGGGACCUUGUUCAGUCUGACACCGAAUCACAGUUUUGA